This is a messenger RNA of Paramecium pentaurelia, 867 nucleotides long. Lineage: Eukaryota; Ciliophora; Oligohymenophorea; Peniculida; Parameciidae. The record is from the annotation of a GenBank genome assembly.
AUGUUUGUCAAAUUUGAGAGACAUUCAGAUCGCGUAAAAAGUGUAUCUUUCCACCCUCAUCGUCCUUGGGUAUUGAGUGCACUUCAUUCUGGUGUAAUAGAACUAAUUGAUUAUCGUAUUAAAAAACGCAUAGCAACAUAUGAGGAUCACUAAGGUGCUGUUCGAUCAGUUUAAUUCCAUCCAUAAUUGAAUUUGUUCUGUUCUGGAGGAGAUGAUUAUACAGUAAGAGUGUGGAAUUUUAAAUAAUGUCAAUUUGUAUUGAAGGGACAUUUAGAUUAUGUAAGAUGUGUUACAUUUCAUCCAAUUAAUCCUUGGGUAUUAUCUGGAUCUGAUGAUCAAACAGCUAGAGUAUGGAACUAUUAAAGCAGAUAAACUAUUGCUAUACUAACAGGACAUACACAUUAUAUAAUGUCAUGUCAUUUCCAUCCAACAUAAGACUUCAUAGUGACUUGUUCAUUAGAUUAAACAGCAAGAUUAUGGAAUUAUGGAGUACUUAAAUAAAGAUAUGCAUAAAAGAAGAAUCAAGAGUAUGUACUCUCUGGUGCUGAAGUAUAAGUAAUAGCAAUUAUGGAUGGACAUAAAGAUUAAUUAAAUUGGUGUGCUUUUCAUAAAUCUGAACCAUUAAUUAUAACAAGUGGUGNUAGCAUAGGUCUCUUAUUCUUUCUUUUUAUCUAGAAAUUUCUUAAUUCUAUUUAAAUUAAAAAAAAGGUAUGUAAUAAUUAUGUUAUUCUUCAUAAUCCUUUCUUAUUAUUUAUCCAUAUUUCAAAUAUAGCUCUUUUUAUUUCCUAUCAUUUUAAUUUGCAAAUUCAAUUAAAAUAGCAUCUUUCAGAAUUUAGAACUCUUUUAAUCCUAAUAGAAACGAAAUGA